Messenger RNA from Scophthalmus maximus (turbot), 1687 nucleotides. It is a transcript of the gene dnajc4, whose product is annotated as DnaJ (Hsp40) homolog, subfamily C, member 4. Bases 115 to 834 code for a protein of 239 amino acids. Lineage: Eukaryota; Metazoa; Chordata; Actinopteri; Pleuronectiformes; Scophthalmidae. The transcript has 7 exons. The record is from RefSeq and is a predicted model, not a curated record.
UCCGGUUUAGUCUCGGUUAGCUUGACGGCGCUACAUUUACGCAACGGACUCUCAGCGAAGCUUCACUGUUAUGAAACAAAGUCCUUCUGCGUGGAACCUCAGAAAUCCUCCAUCAUGCAGCUGGAGGCGCAGCUGCGACUGUGCCAGAGUUGUCUUUGGUGCUGCAAGAGGGGACUGCGCCUGCUCUCACAGAGCCAUGCACACAGAAAAUCCGCGACCUACUACGAUCUCCUGGGAAUAAGAUCUGAUGCCAACUUGGGGGAAAUCAAAAAAGCAUUUUUUGACAAAUCUAAGAAGCUGCACCCAGACAGCGACCCGUCGAACCCAGCAUUGCACGGCCAGUUCGUGGAGCUGAACGAGGCGUACCGUGUACUGAGCAAAGAGCCGAGCCGGAAGGAGUACGACAUCAAAAUCAGACACAGAUACGCUGGCGGCCCAGCCUCUACAUAUACGUCCAGUCACACCACGUAUAGAGCCAGGGCGAACACCCGGAACAACAGUCAUUACUGGGAGCAGUUUCAUCAGUCUUAUGCUGCUGAGAUGUCGUCAGAGGAAGGGCAGAAGCAUAGGAGGAAGAAGAACCUCCGCCUGCUGGGCUACUGUAUCCUGACGAUGGUGGUCAGCGUUGGAGCCCACGCGAUCUUCUUCAGGAAAUUGGAAGACGUUCACUCCAACUUCAUGGACGAGAGAGAUCGAAUUAUUACAGAGAUUUAUAAUGAUUCCAAAGAGCGGGCGAGGGUCAACGGUUUUAAGAAACAGACAGAAAUCCUCCGGCAGAAACACGCCGAGUUCCUGGAGAAGUACAAGAAACCCAACAGUGGAGAGGCCAAGUAGGAGCGAGUCCUGCUGUUCUCCGUGGUGAUUGGAGUUGGAACUGUCAGCAGGUGGAAGGUGGCAGACUGAAUGUGGUUUAGGAUUUUUAAAGUUUUAUAUUUUCUGACCCAUUGAAACGUGUUAAAGUUAAAGCAACCAAUGUUUAACCCUAGAUACUGAAGAAACAGAAGAGGAAAGUGUGUUGAAGUGGGACAGUUUCAUUUUCUGUCCAAGCUGAGCUGCAUAUUAGACCGAACUAUUGAUAGUUUUCAGCGGCUUUGCAUCACGUGGACGGUCACAAGAAUGUUCUCAGAACCCUUUACCUCCAUUUGUCCGAAGGAGACACAAUGAACAUGUCAACGCAUCAAACUGCCUCUAAUGAACUCACAGGAACGUGCAAGUUAACGUCUUCCGCCUGAUUACUGUGUAAGUGGUGCACAGCUUGCACAGCUCAUAGAUAACAAUGAUGUUGCACACUGUAGAGGCAGGACAGCUGCGGUGGUGGAAACGUGACACACUACCGGGUUUAUUCAAAAUUCCCAGCUCUUGAUUUUGGGACCUGACUUUCUGGCUUUUUUCUUUUCUUUUCUUUUCGUUUGAGCUGCAAACUAUGAGUGAUUACUAUUAUGACAUUAAGAGUGACACUGUGCCAUUUAUUUAUUGUAAAAUAAUGAUACUGAAUUUUUAUGAUUUUGAGACUAAUUGAAGGGAACGUUCACUGGUUAUUUCAACCUGCAGAGCAGAAACAUUUCCCUUUUUGCCUUUCACUUUUUAGAUAAUAGAGGUUGUUUUUUUUGUUUUUGACUGCCUUAUCUGUCCCCUGGAGGCACGUCAGUGAGAAAUGAUUCACAGAUAAACUUUUUCUCAUCAAUCA